CAAAAAUUCGCAAAUUCCAUAACAGACAAGUUUGAAAUGAGAUCUCUCCCAAGUUAUAAAAAGCAUAACCUUUGAUGUUCUUCGCUCCGGUCUUGGUGGCCCGUCGGUCCCUCACAUUUCAGAGGUGCUGCAGGACACGGAGUUCUUUUGAGGGAAAGAGGCAGUGUUUGUUAAGAGUCUCGAGCAUCCAAUGAACUGAAGGCUGCCUCCAAAAAAACGCGUCCAUCAAACCUUUCCACCCAAUGAGCGUCGUCGGGGGGCGGAGCUCAGGUGCGCGCCGCUGCGUCCACUUGGCAAAGAGCCUGGGAGACGCCUGUGGCAAAAGAGUAACUGUCAAAUGCAAGGUUCCUUUAAUAGGAGCGAUCAGUCCGGCUCCGAGAGUCAUGGCGACUACAGCAUCCAAUCAUUACAAUAUCCUCACCUCCAGCCCAUCUAUUGUACACUCGGAGCCUGGGAGCAUGCAGCAAGCCGCGGCUUACAGGGACGCGCAAACCCUGUUGCAGAGUGACUACUCGCUGCAGAGCAACAGUCACCCGCUCAGCCACGCGCACCAGUGGAUAACAGCCUUGUCACACGGAGAAGGAGGUCCGUGGUCGUCCAGUCCCCUCGGCGAGCAGGACAUCAAGCCAGCGGUGCAGAGCCCCCGGGACGAGAUGCACAAUUCCAGCAAUCUACAGCAUCAGACGCGGCCACCCCAUCUGGUACAUCAGACGCACGGGAACCAUCACGAUUCAAGGGCAUGGAGAACGACGACGGCGGCUCACAUCCCCAGCAUGGCCACGUCGAACGGACAGAGCCUUAUUUACUCGCAGCCCGGCUUCAGCGUGAACGGUCUCAUCCCGGGCAGCGGCCAGGGCAUCCACCACCACAGCAUGCGCGACGCGCACGAGGACCACCACAGCCCACACCUCAGCGACCACGGCCAUCCACCGUCCCAGCACCAGCACCAGCCGCACCAGAGCCACCACGACCACUCGGACGAGGACACGCCGACCUCGGACGACUUGGAGCAGUUCGCCAAACAGUUCAAGCAGCGGAGGAUCAAGCUGGGCUUCACGCAGGCGGACGUCGGACUAGCUUUGGGAACGCUCUAUGGAAAUGUGUUUUCGCAGACCACGAUAUGCAGGUUUGAGGCCCUGCAGCUCAGCUUCAAAAACAUGUGCAAGCUCAAGCCUUUGUUGAACAAGUGGUUGGAGGAGGCAGACUCCACAUCUGGCAGCCCCACGAGCUUGGACAAGAUAGCUGCGCAGGGGAGGAAACGGAAAAAGAGGACUUCCAUCGAGGUAAGCGUCAAAGGGGCUUUGGAGAGCCAUUUCCUUAAGUGCCCAAAGCCAGCCGCGUCGGAAAUUACUUCGCUGGCGGACAGUCUGCAGUUGGAAAAAGAGGUAGUGAGGGUUUGGUUUUGUAACAGAAGACAGAAAGAGAAACGGAUGACUCCUCCCGGCGGACCUCUGCCGGGUACCGAGGACGUAUACGGAGACACGCCGCCGCAUCACGGGGUUCAGACGCCAGUGCAGUGAGAAAAGACAAAAACAAGACAAAAACAAGGACACAUCUUAUCAUACUGACUGCCUCAGUCUUCAUUUAUGAUUACGUUCACGUUGGAGCUAUCCAAAGUGAAAGCAGCUGCGGUUUAGACUACUGAGGCGGGAGAGCAGAUUAUAUCCGUCUUCAAUGUUACUCAAAAUUCGUACUGCUGCAACAAGAGGGGACCGUGCGUUCCCCGCGCGAGCAAAGAGAACGGUUGUUCUGUGAAUACCCAGCACUGUGAAAAGACGCAGUUUUAAGGUGUAACCCUACUAUUUAUCAAACACUUUGAGACGAGCGAAAUGUCCCUCAAACGCGAGCAUGGGUGUCCCAUAGCCAGUUGUUUACAUCUAGACGCAUUCACUGCAUUUUCUUUUGCGGAAUUAGCCUGAAAAGUGACUAGUGCUGCAGCAUUUGACAAAUACACGCCAUUUUUACUUUUGUUGUGGGCGACUGAGGGUGAACAUAGAUUCGAUUGAAAAAAACAAAAAACAACAACAUCAAUGUGACAUGCAUCCACCCACAGUAUUCAACCAUUUUCUUGGGAUCAAAAGGCCUUUAAACAUUAUUAUUAUUAUUAUUAUUAUUUUACAUACAGCAUGGUUAUGUACCAAUUCUCCUACUCAUGGAGACAGUGAGGUGCAAGGUCACAUUAAACAGAUGUUGUAGUCUUGGCGCCAAGAAAUUAGUCUCACACAAUUGAUUCUGGUCUCUUUCUCCGUUUUAUCAAUACGGAUGGCUCGAAAUUGAAAAGAAAUAAAAAGAAACUUCCAGCAUCGAGCUGCAGACAGGUCACCGAAGGGCUAGUGAUAGAAGCCUGGCAUUUCCUUCGAUCUAGUCAUAUUACCAUAAAAUACAAUUGUUUCACAGGACUCCACACAGUGCUGUAAAUAUUGUAUAAUUUUUAAAGGACAUAGCUACGUUAUUCUCUCACUUGAGCACUUUUUCGUAUUGUUUUGAAUUUGGAAAAGAUUUUAGAGCUUUUUGUUUAUUUUAUUUUUGUCUUUAUUUCUUUAACAUUAGAGUCUUGGUAUAUUUUGCCUUUAUAUUUAGGCUAUAGUAAAUUAGCCGAAUAUUGCUUGCUAUCUCUUGCGGAAGUCAGUUGCUUUUUACCCACAUUCAGCUGCUUUUUUGAUAAAUUAUGAGCUGACUUUACUAUAUGUUUAUGUAUAGUAAACAAUGUUCAGUCUCCAACAAUGUUAGCACUAUUUUCUACCCAACGAAUUCAAUAUUAUAUAUCUCAAACAUUUGAAUGUCUUUUUUAAUUAUUUUGAAAUAGAGAUUAUUUACACAGUAUUGUGGAGAAUGGGAAAAGCAAGCGAUGUGACCUGCAAUAUUUUCAAUUGAAGUCAAACGAUUCUUCAUUGUUUCAUAUGACAAAGCGUUUUUGUGUAUUUUAUAUUUCCUUCAUUUAUCAAGCAUAUAAAUUUAUAACACGGGCACUAUUAUUAUUAUUAUUAUUAAAUAUUCUCCACGUUUACCCAGCAUCAGAGCUAAAAGGAUAGCCUACUUGGACUUUGGAUUUAACUGUUUUUGUUCUAUUUUUUUUGUCUGUUUUUUUGUGCUUUAUAGUUCUUCAUUGUGUUGGUUCCGGUUCGCAUUUAUAGGGACACAAUGCAGUGAUGAUUUACUGAAAAUGUAAACACUGGAAGAUUGGAAAAAUGGGAAGAUUUCUCCCAGGGGCUUGCUAUACGUCACUAUGUGUAAAUACAAUACAACAAUCAGAAAUUAUUAUUAUUAUUAUUAUUUUCUUAUUGUAUUAUUUUGCUUAUAUUUUAAUUCAUAUUUUGGUGUAAAUCUAUUCCACAGAAAUUCCAGGGACGUCUGUUAUUAUCGUUCUACUUUUUUGUUUUUCAAAAGAAACAUUUACAUAGAUUAAUUGAUCAAACUGUCAUGUAAUUCUACAAAUACUGUGGAGCUAUUUAUUUGUUGUUUUAUUUACUCUGUCAGAAAGACUUCAUCAAACGUUGAACUGGAUGAUUUUGUGGGUAUAAUAAAAUGCGCAGAGGUUGUGAUAGAAA
Messenger RNA from Onychostoma macrolepis, 3548 nucleotides. It is a transcript of the gene pou3f2b, whose product is annotated as POU class 3 homeobox 2b. Bases 243 to 1520 code for a protein of 425 amino acids. Gene Ontology annotation, cellular component: nucleus. The record is from RefSeq and is a predicted model, not a curated record. Gene Ontology annotation, biological process: regulation of transcription by RNA polymerase II; brain development. Lineage: Eukaryota; Metazoa; Chordata; Actinopteri; Cypriniformes; Cyprinidae. Gene Ontology annotation, molecular function: RNA polymerase II cis-regulatory region sequence-specific DNA binding; DNA-binding transcription factor activity, RNA polymerase II-specific. The transcript has a single exon.